This is a messenger RNA of Meloidogyne enterolobii, 2011 nucleotides long. NCBI's taxonomy places the organism in Eukaryota, Metazoa, Nematoda, Chromadorea, Rhabditida, Meloidogynidae. The record is from the annotation of a GenBank genome assembly.
UUGAGUUUAGUUAUGCGCGAACCAGAUGAAUGUUCAGAAUCUAAUCGUGGACGUAGCGGGCUUGUUGUACAGAUACCUGAAGAACCUUCUGAGCUGGUUUCAGUGAAGGUUUUUAUUAAGACCUCCAAUUGUCCAAAACGUGUUGAACUUUGUAGUGGUUGCUCGAAUAAAAUAAAACAAUUCCUUUGCGGUGAAUCUCCAGACAACGAUCUUAAUGAAGAACUUAAUGCGUCAUUUUGUAAUUCGGAUCAAAAUCAUGUCAAUGAACGAGUAACUACUAAUUCACCUUUAGAAGGAGUAAAUGGAGUUUUAAACGGGACUGAUUCUUUAAAGGAUAACAACAAUGAACAAAAUUCUAUUGAGGACAUAAAUUCUAAUGAAGUUGUUAAUGAAACUCAAGAAUUUACUAAUUGUGAUGGUUGUUUGGUUUCUGAUGUGGAAGUUGACUCAAUAAAUAAUUUUGUUGAAACUGAAACAAAUAAUUUGUUAGAAGAAAUUGACCUUGCAAAUUCGCCUAUUCAAAUAACAACAUGUGUCCCACCAGCUCUUUCAACGAAUGAGGUCAAUAACGAACAUCAGAAAAAUCCAAAUAAUGAAAUUAAUAUUGAUUAUGGACACUCUACUUCUAUGGAGAUUGAUAAAAUUUUGGACAUAGAUGGUGGUGUUAGUGAAAUUAUUUCAAAUAAUUUAAUGAAAGAUAUAAGCAUUGACGGAGCGUUUGAAAAUCUUAACUCGGCAAUAAGUACCAUUAAAGAGCAACAAAUAAAAAUAAUCAAUGAAGCUGAUGAAGAAGCGAUAGAGAAGUGUGGAAUGCGGAAUUGCGAAGUGAUAAUUAAAAAUUCUGAUUUUGAUCGGCUUGCAAAAAUUAUAGAGAGUGGUCAAAGGCGAAAGAACAUUAUUAAUAGCUCUGUAGAGGAUGACGAUAUCAACGCCGAGUUAGACAGACAAAUAAGGAAGGUGGAUAAUCUUUUACGUGGAGGAAAUCGUAAAUCAAGGAAGAAUGAUAUCCCUUCCCCUAAAGUUUAUGAUACUGAAUGUGAGGAUAGUGAGCACGUAAAUGAUGAGAACGAAAAUCAAUCUAGUGCUGCUUCGUUUGUAUCAGAUUCUCAGAAACCAAAAAAUUCUGUUCUAAGAAAGCGUAAUUUGAGAUCACUCCUUGCUAAACAAUCAAAAAAUUCGAGCGAAAAUGGAAGCAAUGCAAGUAGUGAUUGGCUUUCAAAGAAUAAUGCUGAAAAAAGUGAGGCUUCUACUGAGAGUCCUGACGAAAGUGAUUCUGACACAGAUGAUACUUUUGUUGAAGCACCGAAGUUGACGCCAGCUCAACGACAGGCUGACGCGGAAGUGAGACGUUUACUUCGUGAUACUCGCGUUAAAAUUUCUGAUAGUGAUGAUUCUGAUGCUACUGUAAUAAAAACUGAUGGAGAUGAUUCUGAUAGCGACUCAGAAAGAAAGAAUCGAAGAGCUAAAUCCAAAAGACUGAAACUCAAGGAUCCUAAUUCUGAUGAAAAUAACGUUUCAAAUAAACCGUCCUCUUCUAAAAUAAUUUCACCAGACGAACCAAAAAAACGAAUGACUGCCAAAAAAUCUCAUAUAGGCAAAAAUCGCAAAGGCACAAAUUUGGACGGUCCAAAUAGGAAGAAAAGGCGGAUUAUUUAUUCUGACGAUGAUGGAGAUGUUCAUUCAUUAGAUGGAGACGAAAAUAACAAAAUUAGUGAUGAGGAGAAUUUUCCAAAACAAGUAGGCCGAAGAAAAGUUAUUCCGAAGGAAAAAUUGGCUCAAGCGACUAAGGACGCGGAGAAAGCUGAAAAGGAGCGACGAAAGCGGUUAGAGGAGAAACAGCGCGAGUUCAAUGGGAUUGAAAUGAUCAUUGAUGAGUCUGGCAAUACAUCUCUAAUCAGUAUAAUGAACAAUCUGUUACCAAAUUGAAAAAUAUCAUUUUGGACCGAGACAGUGAGAGUGAAGCACCAAUUCCCGUUCGAGUACAUCCAUUUCUCGUCAAAGUGUUAAAGAA